This is a messenger RNA of Exophiala oligosperma, 1164 nucleotides long. RefSeq lists its product as uncharacterized. The transcript has 2 exons. Lineage: Eukaryota; Fungi; Ascomycota; Eurotiomycetes; Chaetothyriales; Herpotrichiellaceae. Gene Ontology annotation, biological process: DNA-templated transcription. The coding region runs from base 1 to 1164 and encodes 387 amino acids. Gene Ontology annotation, molecular function: DNA binding; zinc ion binding. The record is from RefSeq and is a predicted model, not a curated record.
AUGACAAAGUCGAACCCAACUUCCCACUCGGCAAAGCAGAGUUCAAAUGAUAACAACUCGUCACCGCCUCAGACGGCAAACAUUGGGUAUUUAUCACUGUCUGCCUACAACCUCGGUGAUAUCAACCUCUUCCAUGGCGUACCGUUCUUAUCGCACAAGGGCCAAACAUGGGUUGGAUUUCGUAGGGAGACUGUUAACUCGGAGGAUGCAGAUCAUAAGGCGCCUGAGCCUCUUUGGUCCAGUCAGCACCAUGUAUUCAACGCCGAAACCCUGCGGCAGGGAGCGAGGAGGGAGUUGCCACCCCGCAACGUUCUCGAAACUCGCCUCGCACUUUAUCAACAGUCUCAAUUUUCCAGCUAUCUACCACUCAUUGAUCCGGUAUUGUUUGCCAGGACUGUUGAAGAGGCGUACAAAGACAGCCAUCCGGAAUCAAGCGCAGCUUUACCGGCGAAAGCAUGUGUCUUUGCAUUUCUUGCCCUUGGAUCACUAGUGAGCGACCGAGGAGAAAACCCUUCGACCUCUCCGCAUAUCGAGGGCUGCGACAUCGCUGGUCAAUCGCUCAUACCUGGUCUGUUGGAGGCACGGCCGAGCAUUGAGACUGUUGAUGCCCUCGUGAUGAUGGUAGUACAUCGAUUCAGCUGUGGAGACAUCCAUAUGGCCGAUAUCUUACUGUCGCUUUUGUCCCGAUUCAUUUUCAUGUUGGGUGCAAACCUCUAUCCGGGUCGAGAGGUUGAUGGACUUCCUGACGAUUCCCCUUCCCUCGAAAUUCGAACAACUCUCCAUCUGCGUGAGCUUUUCUGGGUUUGCUACACGCUAGACAUGGACAUCACAUUUCGUACAGGCCGGCCGCCAUGCCUGAAUGACUCCUCCUGCGAUCUAACACUGCCACUUCAUUACCUAAAGCAAAUCUCGCCAAAUCUCACGAUUGGUUGGCGUUUUCCAGGCGACUUACGGCUGAGCAUUAUCAAGUCCAAAACCUACGAAAUACUCUACUCGCCGCAUUCUAUGAAAGCUUCCGACGCGGAAAUUCUGGAAAAUAUCCGAAUCCUUGAUGAUAUGCUGGAGAAGUGGAGGUUGUCGACCAAGCCUUUCGUUCCCAGAAAGCCUCGCAAACGGCUCAAAGUCCACCAGAGUGGAAAUUCCAGCUUUUUUAAUCUCACUUGA